This is a messenger RNA of Chelonoidis abingdonii (Abingdon island giant tortoise), 3627 nucleotides long. It is a transcript of the gene FZD6, whose product is annotated as frizzled class receptor 6. Gene Ontology annotation, molecular function: Wnt receptor activity; Wnt-protein binding. Gene Ontology annotation, biological process: canonical Wnt signaling pathway; non-canonical Wnt signaling pathway. The record is from RefSeq and is a predicted model, not a curated record. Gene Ontology annotation, cellular component: plasma membrane. NCBI's taxonomy places the organism in Eukaryota, Metazoa, Chordata, Testudines, Testudinidae.
GGCCGGGGCAGCCUGGAGCAGGGACAUGGAGCUAGUUCCUUGGUCCCGCCCCAGGGGCGCUUCCCAGGGAGGGGCCGAGAACCAAGUCUCGGCGCCGGGCGGAGGCCGCAGCUGUAGCUCCGGGGCAAGGCGGCUGCUGAGCUGUGCCGGAGCGAACCGAGCGGGGGAGGGGAGUUACACGCGGCUAGUCCCGGCGGGCCAGGCACGGGCGAAGCGCAGUGAGUGGGGAGUCCGCGCCGGGACGCCUGUCUGCUGAACGGAUUCCCGGCUGCUGGAGGUGGGGAAGGUCACUCCUUGCCCGGGAAGCCCCCUUGCCUGCCUAGAGCCAUUGGACAGUUCAUAAAUAAGGAGAAAAAGAUUUUUCAAGGAAUCAAGAUUGUACAGAAUGGGAAAGUCCCAUGAGAAACAAGGAGCUUGAUCAGUUUUUUCGGUGCUCUUCGUCCUGUUCUUCUGGAAGAAGAAAAGAUGAAGAUUGAUUUCCUUAUGAAAAAAUAAUCUCUGUAACUGCUGACCAAAACUAUGUGCUAAAAUCAGAAAUCUUGACAAAAAUGGGAAUAUUUAUAUUUUUUGUGAUUUACAGUUUAAUUUUAACCCUGAUACAAGGGCACAGUCUGUUCGCCUGUGAACCAAUUACUGUUUCCAGGUGUACAGGAAUGACAUACAAUAUGACAUUUUUUCCAAAUAUGAUGGGACAUUAUGACCAGGAUACUGCUGCUGUCCAAAUUGAGCCUUUUCUUCCUCUUGUGAAUCUCAACUGUUCUCCAGAUUUCCACACAUUUCUGUGUAAAGCAUUUGUGCCUGCCUGCGUGAAGCAAAUUCAUGUGAUUCACCCUUGUCGAAGACUUUGUGAGAGAGUGUACUCCGACUGUAAACAGUUGUUAGACACUUUUGGGAUCACCUGGCCGGAGGAACUGGAAUGUAACAGACUGGAGGAUUGUGAUGAAAGUGCUCCUGUCACUGCUGCUGUAACCACAAAAGUCCAUGGAACACAGAAGACCCCAGGGCAGGCUCGAAGGGACUAUGGAUUUUGGUGUCCACGGCAUCUGCAGACCUCCAAUGGACAAGGCUACAAGUUUUUGGGAAUUGAUCAGUGUGCACCCCCAUGUCCCAAUAUGUACUUAAAAAAUUAUGAGCUGGAUGUUGCCAAAAGCUUCAUUGGAAUAGUUUCAAUUUUUUGCCUUUGUGCUACUCUGUUCACAUUCUUAACUUUUCUGAUUGAUGUUAAAAGGUUCAGAUACCCAGAGAGGCCAAUCAUAUAUUAUUCAGUCUGUUACAGUAUAGUGUCUCUGAUGUACUUCUUUGGCUUUUUGCUGGGAAAUAGAACUGCUUGUAACAAGGCAGAUGAAAAGUUAGAAAUUGGUGAAACAGUUGUUCUUGGCUCUCAAAACAAAGCCUGCACUGUCCUUUUUAUGGUUUUGUAUUUUUUCACUAUGGGAGGAACAAUAUGGUGGGUGAUUCUUACGAUCACUUGGUUCCUAGCAGCGGGAAGAAAAUGGAGCUGUGAAGCCAUUGAACAAAAGGCAAUGUGGUUUCAUGCAGUUGCAUGGGGCAUACCUGGUUUUCUCACCAUUAUGCUUCUUGCAAUGAACAAAGUUGAAGGGGACAAUAUCAGUGGAGUUUGCUUUGUUGGUCUCUAUGACCUGGAUGCAUCUCGAUACUUUGUCCUUUUGCCUUUGUGCUUUUGUGUUUUUGUUGGUCUCUCUCUCCUUUUAGCUGGAAUUAUUUCUUUAAACCAUGUGCGGCAAGUCAUACAGCAUGAUGGCAGAAACCAAGAAAAGCUAAAGAAAUUUAUGAUUCGAAUUGGAGUCUUUAGUGGCUUAUACCUGGUACCACUGGUGGCACUUCUUGGAUGUUAUGUUUAUGAGCAGAUGUAUAGGAGAAUCUGGGAGACCACUUGGGUCUUUGACCAUUGUGAUCAGUACCAUAUUCCCUGUCCUUACCAGGCAAAGGCAUUAGCCAGACCAGAAAUAUUUUUGUUUCUCAUGAAGUACCUGAUGACGUUAAUUGUUGGCAUCUCUCCAGUAUUCUGGGUGGGAAGUAAAAAGACCUGUUCUGAAUGGGCCAGUUUCUUCAACAGAAAUCGCAAGAGAGAUCCAAUCAGUGAGAGCCGAAGAGUGUUGCAAGAAUCAUGUGAAUUUUUCUUGAAGCACAAUUCUAAAGUUAAACAUAAAAAGAAGCACUACAAAUCCAGUUCACACAAACUGAAGGUUAUUUCGAAGUCUAUGGGGACUAGUACAGGUGCUACAACAAAUCAUGGAACUUCUGCAGUGGCUAUUACUAACCUUGAUUACUUAAGCCAAGAGAACUUCACAGAAAUUAAAACCCCUCGAGAAACUUCUGAGAAGGAGAUGGCAGCAGAUGGAACAUCCACCCAGAAAGUGGAGAAGGGGGAGAAUGCUGGUGGUGAACAUGUCCUACAAAUAUUAUCUACUUCUAAACUGGCUAUGGAACAGGUGGAAAAGAGCAGCAAGGCAGACAACACAGUUGAUAUGAUUAGCUUAUCUGAGAGUGUGAAAAGAAUGUAUGAAGGAAGGGUAUCUCCUAAAAGUGAUUUUACUGAAACUCAUCCACUACAAGUCAGUAAUUCACAGCUACCCAGUGUUUCACAACCAGGCAGUACCAGCGACUCCAUAUCAAUGCUUGUCCACUCAGCUUCAGACACUAGAAAAGAUCAGGAUUCUGGAAACAGUUCAAAUCCUUGAAAGAUUACAAUUUCUAUAUGAAUGAUUUCAGUUUAUGAAACUGUUAUGGGUUUGUGUUACACUGGAGAUUACCGAUGCUCUGUGCCUUGUAAAAAUACCACAUACAUAUCCCUUGUUUUGCACUUAAAAGUUACACUACAUAGUGGGGAGGUCUAGAAAUAACCUCAUAAGAGAGUAAUGGAAACUGAAGUUCUAAUAGCACUCAGCUGGGCAGGUCAGCAGUAACUUAAGAGAAAAAGAAAUGAGAGAAAUAAAUCUUUCUCUUCCAAUACAUGAAAAUGCUGUUAAAUAUCAGUACAAAUAAUUGAUGGAAGAUGAUUGCAUUAUUUUGAAACAUAAAAAUUUAAUUUGCUUCACUAGCAUUUUUCAGUCUUCCUAUUAACAUUUCUUUUUCUUUUUAAAGUAACUGCAUCUUAAACAGCUGUGUCCUUUAGAAUAAUUAAAAGUUAUACAAAUCUGUGGAUAUCUUUAAUGUGUAAAUGUCUCAUGAUGUACUAAUCUUAGCACUGUAUUAUGGUUGUUUCUACACUGAAUCUGAAAAGGACUCUGGAAUUAUAGUGAUUUAUUUUGUAGUUAAAAAUCUUGUAAAUAACUUAUUUUUAUAAACUGAACAUUAAGAACUACUGUUUUGUUUGUUGCACAAAUCUGAUAACUGAAGUGCUUCCUUCUCAUACCAAAAAGAUCAACAAUAUUGUGCUGUUAAGAUGACAUCAUUUCCUUCUGAGCAAUAGUCAUUACGGGAUAAUAUAAGCAUUAAUAUAACCUCCACAUCUAGAGAAGAUUGUGUCUGGUCCUUCCACAAAUGAGAGAGGAGAGACACCUUUACUUUUGCACACCUACUGUUACCCCCAAAACAGACCCAGCGUACCCACAGAAUAGCUCAUCUAUUUUCCUGUUCCCGGGUUUACCAGAGUACCAUAAGAAC